GAGCCGCGCGCACGCCGCUGCGCACAGCGGGGCGCGCAGGUCCGGGUUCAGGGCCUGAGGCCUCGCGCACGUUGGCCCCAGCCUGCCGCCGCCGCGGCGCGCGCGGGGGUGCCAUGCCCGUCUCGCCGCGGGCACCGGGCGGCGCCCUGCUGCUGGCGGUGCUGGCCGGCGCGGCGGCGGGCCGCGAGAGCGCCCAGGACCCUGGCUGCUCCUGGGUGCCACUGGUGGCGCAGGGGUCCGCCUACCUGCCGAUGGCCCCCAGCAUGGGGCAGCAGACCACGUGCUCCGAGGUCACCGAGGGCCGAUGCCCCUACACUGUGCCGUUCCCGGGCUUUCCUUGCCUCGUGAACUGCAUACGCACCUCGGAUGAUUGCCUUCAGUACAACAUGAAGACUGUGACCGUGAAUCCAUACGUGGAUUCCACGCGGUGCGUAUCCUGUGAUAUUUCAGGCUGCGCGUCUUGCAAGUUCGACAACAACAGCGUCGCAUCUUGCGCCGCAUGCUUCGACGACUUUGUCCUUGCAGAGGACCAGAAGAGCUGUGUUCUGUGGGACCAGAAUGGCAUUUACACAUCCUUCUCGGUCAUGACAUGUCUUCUUGCGGUGCUUGGGGUCAUGACGCUCAUCUGCACCUGCUUCGGGGCCAUCACAAUGUCUUGGCAUUUCCACGGUCAUGUUCCUGGACAUCCCGCUUGGGCCAAGACACUUUCGAAUUCCAGGGACACUGAGAAGCCCAGUGAGCUCGAGUCUCCUCUGCUGCCAACUCAAGACACUCAGUGUAGUCAGGAUCAACGUUGUCAGGACCACAAGAUGCUGAACAUUCGUGCGAUCCACGCUGGCUUAAACUUCAGCCUAGUUUCUUCGAUGAGGUUCUCGCAGAUGCGCAGUCGAAACUGGGGACAGGUGAGGAACGUGAAGGGGAGCAUGAAGAGGAGGUUUACUGAGAGGUCUCUUGAGCUCUGGACCAGAUGUGAUUCAAUGACAGACGCAGGCCUUGGGCUACAGUUAUUCUUCCGGACGCAGGAGUUUCUCUUCGUGAUAUCAUGUGUGUUCGUCAUGGGCUCCUUCUGUUGGAAUCGCGUGUGGCAUGAUUACAUCACCUUCGAAGAGUUGUCGUUGGAAUUCGAACAGCAGUGCUCUCAAACGCUCUACAACCAAUCUGCGGUGCUUCAAGGUCCCAAAAAGGUACUCGACACGCGCAUGCAGUAUGCGAGCGACCAUGUCUACUUAUGCGCAUCUGCUUGGGUUGUGGCGCUUCUGUUGAGUUGGCUCUUCCACUAUAGGCAAAGGCGGUUCAUCCGGAAAUAUGACAAAACUACUUUGUCUUCGGAGGACUACACACUAAGGCUAUCUGGUCUGCCCGAGGAUCUUACGUCCGAGAAAGCACUGAAGAGAAUGCUGGAAAAGGAGCUGCGGAUGGAGAACAACAUACACGGCGUGUGCAUAAUCUACAACCUCUUGGCUCUCCCCCCAGAGGACAUCGAGCGCAUCGAGGACAUGAUCGAGCACAUCGUUGAGGCCGACGAUCUAGACAACGAUUGGGUCCCCGAGGAGCUCUCCACAGGCACGGACAAGUUGAAGAAAGCGAUGGAGAAGGAUAAGGAGUUUUUGAUAGACAUGAUGACGAAGCAAGAAGGCGCAGGGCUCAAAAGCAGUGGUGAAGCAUAUGUUGUUUUCAAGAAGCAGAGGGACAUGGUGCAGAUUGUCAACGAGCGCCGGGGCAUCAACUACAACGCCUUCAAACAGGAUGCUGACAGUUCGGAUGAUGUUGUGUCGCCCUUGCGUAGUACUCGCAACUUUAUGUUUCACGCUGCCAGCAUUGUCGGCGAGGUCGAUGGCGACCAGAUGGUGAAAGUGCACGCCAGCGACGACGAGCCUGCGGGCAUACGCUUCUGGGAUCCUGGAAGCUCACGCCAUUCCACCACUCCCCAGCAGACGAUGAUCGAGAAUUGUCUACC
Molecule: messenger RNA, 1957 nt
Organism: Prorocentrum cordatum
Lineage: Eukaryota; Dinophyceae; Prorocentrales; Prorocentraceae
Source: the annotation of a GenBank genome assembly